Messenger RNA from Megalops cyprinoides (Indo-Pacific tarpon), 6261 nucleotides. RefSeq names its product peroxisomal membrane protein PMP34 (gene slc25a17l). The record is from RefSeq and is a predicted model, not a curated record. The transcript has 9 exons. Gene Ontology annotation, cellular component: peroxisomal membrane. NCBI's taxonomy places the organism in Eukaryota, Metazoa, Chordata, Actinopteri, Elopiformes, Megalopidae. Gene Ontology annotation, molecular function: ATP transmembrane transporter activity; NAD transmembrane transporter activity; ADP transmembrane transporter activity. Gene Ontology annotation, biological process: transmembrane transport. The coding region runs from base 253 to 1200 and encodes 315 amino acids.
UAGUUGAAGUCCAGUCAAUUUCUGAAGGGAUUUUACGGAGGGUACAAAGAAGGUUGCUUCGUACUUUGUCUUAGACUCGCGCACAGUACGUGCUCUCCGCACUUAAAGAAACUAGCAACUCAGCGUCAUCUGCAUGGUUUCAAAGGCCGAUUUAUCACUUAUAACCAUCUAACAUUAGCUAGGCGCUGCCUUUUAUACUCCUAGGCGCCGCGGUUUGUUUCGUCGACUGUCAAGACUCACAAAGAAACGGAAAUGUCAAACAACAGCGGUGCGGCUGUCGGCCUUCUGUCUUAUGAGACUCUCGUUCAUGCAGUAGCAGGCGCGGUGGGGAGCAUGACGGCAAUGACGGUGUUCUUUCCCCUGGACACAGCCAGGAUUAGAUUACAAGUGGACGAGAACCGAAAGUCCAAGUCAACUCCUAUCAUCCUGGCCGAGAUAGCAAAGGAGGAGGGAAUAUUGUCUCUGUAUCGCGGCUGGUUUCCUGUCAUCUCCAGCCUCUGCUGCUCCAACUUUGUCUACUUCUACACCUUCAACUCGCUGAAGAGGGUGUGGGUGACGGGCAGGGGCCAGGCCCGACCAGGCAAAGACCUGCUCAUGGGCUUCAUCUCCGGGGCUGUGAAUGUUCUCCUGACCACUCCCAUGUGGGUGGUGAACACCCGCCUGAAGCUGCAGGGGGCCAAAUUUCGGAACGAGGACCUGCACCAGACACACUACAAAGGCAUCCUGGAUGCCUUCUCCCAGAUCAUCAGCAACGAGGGCGCGGCCACGCUGUGGAAUGGCAUGCUCCCCUCCCUGGUGCUGGUUUUCAACCCGGCUGUCCAGUUCAUGUUCUACGAGGCCAUGAAGAGGAGGGCGGGGCGGGGCGGGAGGAAGAUUUCAUCAGUUGAGAUAUUUCUGAUCGGGGCCAUUGCUAAAGCCAUCGCCACCACAGCCACCUACCCCCUUCAGACUGUCCAAGCCAUUCUAAGGUUUGGCCAGUACAAAGCAGAGGGCAAGAGCGGCCUGCUGGGAAGCCUGCGCAAUGUGGUCUACCUGCUGAUGGACAGAAUCAAGAGACAUGGCGUCUUGGGCUUGUAUAAGGGGCUGGAGGCUAAGCUCCUUCAGACGGUGCUGACGGCAGCGCUUAUGUUCGUGGUGUACGAGAAGAUCACAGCCGCCACCUUCAGGGUCAUGGGCCUGAAGCAGAAACUGAAGCAUUGAGGCUGCCCUAUGAGUUGGCCGGGCAGAGCCAGAACAGGCCAGACUCAGCCAAAGGAGACCGGCACCAGGGCUGAGAGCCUGCCCCACCCAGGGAAGGGCCUGUUUCUGUACUACCUCCUCUCUCUGGCAUGCAUGCACACGCACACCACACUCACACACGCGUCACGUGCUAGUGCUGGAUGUGUCGCCCCGACACAGAUCUGGGGCUACAUCUCUCUGAAAAGGGUUCCAGUUGUCACUUUAAGAGAAUGGGAAAAUGUGGGGCAACUGAAUCCUUCAUUGGGGCAUAUUCUGCAGUCGGUGGGAAGGGGAUUUAACUUUGAACCUGGUAUUGAAUUUCAUCUGUGGUGCUGAACCUGGGUAACUUUCCCCACCCCCUACAUGUUUGUGAAUUAUGAAAUGGUAAAAAAAAAAGACACCCACUGCCUUGCAAAUCAAGUCACACUCUUUCCAUGAACAACUCUCUUUCCCCAGACUAUUGCAGACCAUUGGUCCUUUUUUUACAGAGAUUCACUGAUGGGAUUCCUUAUGCAUCUGGUUGUAAAGCUAGGUACCUAUGUGCUGAAUGGCCGAGUAUAUCUGACAGGUGGUCUGCUGCAGUAUUUGUACAGGACUGAAAACUUGGAUCCAAACCAGUGUUAUCUAGAUUUUAGAUUUGUGGGGUUUUUUAUCCACUGACAUCUUGUUUUACUCUGCCAUCUCUAGUUUUUUCUUUGCGCUCUAAUUCAUCCUGCAAAAUGGUACAAGAUUCCACAAGAAUCGUGCCCACAGGAAUCUCCACAAGAUUCCUGCAACUGUGCGGAGGUGAAGAUGUCAACUUUGUCAUGUAAACCAUUCACACCAGAGUAUGCAUUGUUUCAACAAGCCUUAACAUUCUUCCAGGAUGAAGCUGCAGUCUCUGAGUAAUCCUCGAGUCUCCAGCAGUAGUGUACUGGGUAGGAGAGAACUGUGGAGAUGUAUGCUUAGAAACCUUAAAAAGUACUGUAAUCAUAGGCGCUCACUUUGAGCACAGACUGAGCUGUACGGUCUGGGUUUGAAGCUGGCUAUGUGUCAAAUGGCUUCAUUCUCUGGGGGUUUCAGUUGGGUAGGUAGGCCAGGGAUCCCUCGUCCCACUGCUCUCCCGGAACCGAGAGUCGUAGACAGACAGUUUUUCCUCUGGAUACCCCCCCCAUUUAAUGUGUGUAUAUAUACAUUAAAUGGGGGAGGGGUAUCCAGGGGAAAAACUCACCAAGAACUGCUUAAUUAUAAAGAUGCCUUAUUUCUACACAACCAGAUGUCAGUGAAUUAUAAAAAAUAUAUAAAUCAGCCCUAACAUGUUGGUGAUGCAGACAACCCGUUAGAAUGUUCCAGAUUCAGCCCUGUACAAAUAGUACCAUGUUGUGUACAACCUGAGAAAAAACAUUCUUCACAUAAGUCUUAACGUUUAUCUCAAUUUCUCUUAAACUAACGGGUGAGACGGAGAAGAUGAACUACCUACCUGUACUAAAGCGUGUGAAAUACCAACUCAAACUUAUAUUUGUCAAAGGACAAUAAUGUAGGAUGUGACUAAACAGUAACUUGAAAUGUUUAUGUGUCUAUCACGGAUACAGGAACACCAUCUUUAAGUGCAGUGAGUAGUGUUACUCUUUGUCUAGCAAGCUGUGGUAGUGCGCAUGGUCGAUGAUUUGGCUGUUCCUGGAUCAGUCAGCCUUCACCAUUGUGCAGUAGCAUAAAGGAGGUGAAGGAUUAAACGGUAGCAUUCACAGGCGGGUUUACAAAGGAGUUAAGAUGUUUUCAUUUGGACAAGCUGUCCGAUCAGAAGGAAAAAAAAAAAGCCUCCACACGAGGGUUCUUACAGCUUGACCGCAGUACAAAGUCCAAUCAGGGGGGCCGUAAAAUAUGACAAAUAUGACACACCCAUUUUCAUGCUAAAGAUUAGGGGGAUAUUUUGCUCUUACACAAAAUGUAAUUCCUGAAAGUAUUCAUAUAACCUUUUAGGAGGAGAGGCUUCAAACAUGUCUAGAGACACAGGACAGUGAGGUAUCCUAAAAAUUUUUGUGUCUUUACUGAAGUAGAAACAAAUUUCUGUACUGACAACUAAAGUGUCAAAGUGGUUUACUUCAGGGAGACGAGUCUGAAUGGAGGGAUCGUUAAAAGGCAUUCAGUCCUCCUGAAACUUGGCAGGGAGUGAUCCGCCUGUUAGCUCUGAACAGCAGAGCCACCCCAUGACUGUCACUCAGAACUCCAUAUGUGGGUUACUCUGUGGCACUGGAAGCCAUCUGAAGUGUCUGGCAUGACAUGUAAAUCUCCCUUACUUGGACCUCUAACAGGCUGUGUGCUUUGUACUGUAUGUCCACCAGUUCUCUGUCCCAUAAGGCUUCAUCAUCAAAUACUUUUCUAUUUUUGUCCAGGGAACUUCAAAUUAAUUGCAAACUUUGAUUACAAAUGCAUGCUGUAACAAUUGUAAGGUAAAGUACUGAUAAUUUCUCAUUGAGCACAAAGAGCCACUGUAAGGUGGGAGAAUAUCAGGCAUUGAUUCCAACAUGUCGUGCUGCUUCCUAUUCCUCAUAUUGCACUGUAGUGGCAAGGAGACUCCAAGCUGAGCCAACUGGCCCCUUAUCUUUGGCUGGUAGUGUAAUAGACGUUAGGUAUAAGGCCUUUCCUGGUUGUUUUUUAACACAUUGCCAAAAUCAGAGCAUCUGUGUGUGUGUAAGUGACUGCAUCUGCACAAUAAUAGGAAUACGAAUCAAGACCUUGGUAAAACUGCAUCUGGAUAUACAGUGCUGCUUGAAAGUUUGUGAACUCUACAGGGAUGGUCAUUAUUUUUGUAUAAAAUAUUAAAAUAAACUUAAAAUCUAAACCCCAAUUCGUAAAAGGCAUUCUAAAUAAAGAACCUAAACAAAAUGCACAUAUACACUCUUUCAUUAUUUAACAAAAGUGUUUAACAAAAACUCAGAUUUAAUGGGUUUAAAAAUAUGUGAACCCCUUCAGUCAAUAGCUUGUGGCACCUCCAUUAGCAGCAGUAACUUUGAGUAAAUGUCCCCUAAAGCCAAUAAUCAGUCUUGAAGGAUUUUUUCCCUCCCCUCUUUACAGAACUCAGCCAAUUGAGUGAGGUUUGAGGGAUGUCUGGCAUGCACUGCCCACUUCAGGUCCUGCCACAGCAUCUCAGUUGGAUUUAAGUCAGAACUUUGACUUGGCCAAUCCAAAACACAAAUCUUCUUUCUCCUGACGUAGAUUUGCUUAAAUGCUUUGGGUCAUUGUCUUGUUGGAAGACCUAUUUUUUGGCCCAGCUUUAGCUCCUUGACUGAUGGCAUGAGGUUCUCUUCAAGAAUCUCCUGAUAUACCUCAUAAUUCAUGGUUCUUAAUGAUGUACAGUCAUCCAGGUCCAGAGGAGGAAAAGCAGCCCCAGGUCUAGACUUUUCCACCGCCAUGCUUGACUGUUGGGUUAAGGUUCUUUUGGUGGUAAUGCAGUGUUGGAUUUUCACCAAACACAGUGAUUUUGAUUGUGACCAGAAAGGUCAAUUUUGGACUCAUCUGCCCAGAAAAUGGACUUCCAGAAUCUUUCAGGUUUGUCCAUAUGGUCUCUGGCAAACUUAAGACAGGCAGUUUGGUUCUUUUUUGACAGCAGAAGCUUCUUCCUAGCAACCCUCCCAUAAAUGCCAUUUUGAUUGAGUUGUUCUUAUUGUUGAAUAAUGCAGUUACCUGAGAUGACACAAGAGAGGCCUGCAAAUCUCUAGAUGUUAUGUUUGUGUUGGCUUUUAUCUGAUUUAUUUUUCUUGUGGCUCUUGGGAUAUUUUGAAUCAGUGUCCACUUCUAGGCCAGAUUGCCGUCAUGUUAAAUGCUUCCCAUUUGUAAAUUAUUUGCCUCACAGUGGACUGGUGCACUAAUUCCUUUUUAAUUUUGUUUUUCUACCACACAAAUGAUUUGCUAUAAACCAGCAUUUGGAAUUGGUAAAUAUAAACCUGUUGUCAGUUCUUUUUAAAUAAACAUUUCAUGGUAAAAGCUAAAAAAAAUCUGUACUUUCACAAUGUACUUUCAUAUACUUUCAAGCAGCACUGUAUUAUAUUAUUAAAUGUGCUUACCAGAGCAACUUACACAGCUUGCAGUUUUGACAUGAUUCAUUGAUACAGCAAAAUAUCAAGUACCUUGCCCAAGGAUACAACAGCAGUGGCCUACCUGGGAAUUACACCCUUGGGUUAUGAACCCUGCUCUUAAUAUUACAACUGAAUGCCAAUAAAGUGGUAAGUUAGCCUAUCGCUCAACAGAAUCAUUUACAAAAAUGUAGCAUAGUGCUAACUUUCAAAAGAACAAUUCCUGCACUGUGUACAAGUAUUUCUAACUUAAAGUCCUAUGUUGAACUGCAGAAAUACACAUGAAAUUGUUCAUAUGAAGCAACAGUUUUCUAUGACAUUUCGGAAGUGUUUCUCAUAUGCAUUUUAAACCUAUCAAAUAUAGAAUUGUGACAUCUUCAGGUUCAACAGCUGUCAUGCCAUUGUGUCCUCCUCACAACCUUGGGACUUCUGCACCUCAGCUUAGAGUCUUCCAUCCGUCGCCCAACACACUGAGGACAGUCUUCAAGGACAGUCACUGAGAGGCCACCAUUGUCCACCAAACUGUGUGACCUACACACACUUUUGCUCCACUAUGCAAGUUGUCUGCUUGGAAUCUGCUUCUUUGCGUUUUCCCCAAUUCAGAGAUCGCAAUGGACCGCUGUGAACACUCCUGUUGUCCCGUGAUCCUCGAUGCUAGUAGCUCCUGGAGAAGUUCGCUGAAUUGCAACCAGUAAUGUUCUUUCUGAACUUGAAGGUUACUUUUCGGCCUCAGUUUAAGUGUAUUAAGUUUCCUCUAUGAAUAAUGAAUUUAAGCUAUCCUCAGUAAGCUAUUUUUUACCCAGUCUUUUUUAGGGAUGCACGAUGAGAUCGGCACGACAUCGGUAUCAGCCAAUAAAAACUUAACUAUCGGCAUCGGCAGAUACGAAAAUUUCUGCUGAUGUGCCUGGCCGAUAAGGUGACGCGUUAACUAUGCGCGUGCAAUGACGCUAAAUGUUUAUUAUGAGCGCCAGCAACAACCUUCAACAUGUCA